Linum tenue is the source of this 488-nucleotide messenger RNA. Lineage: Eukaryota; Viridiplantae; Streptophyta; Magnoliopsida; Malpighiales; Linaceae. The record is from the annotation of a GenBank genome assembly.
GAUCUUUAUCGGCAAGUGGAACCAACACUUGAUCCACCUGUGCUGGAAAAAUUUUCUUUGACAAUUCCUUCAAUUCCCGAACAACGUCACGAGUCUGAUAGUGGCGUUUGGGUGUGCUCAUGGAUGAUGGGUGCAUCUUGGGAUUCUUCUUAUAAUAUAUGGCCAUGCGGAGAUAUAAGGAGAAUGCAAAUAGCUUUAUAUCUGGUCCAACAGCCUACAAAUUACAUAAGACAUGUCGUCAUCGAGGAAUCAAAUAGGAAUGCAUCGAGAUUUGUUGCCCAGACUCGUAGGUACAAGGAAGAAAGCCAAAAGAGCGUAAUCCAGAACUAGAAGAUUCAUAGGGAGAUAGUGGUUCAUUUCUCCUGCACUAGUAUAUUCUGGAUAUUGGUUCCUGCAAACGUUUAUGAAUUUUUUGGUUGAUUAGUUGUCCUGCCAGUACUCUAGUUUUGUUUCCCUUUUCAUUUUCGUUGAGAACCAAAACAAUACCC